Molecule: messenger RNA, 735 nt
Organism: Closterium sp. Naga37s-1
Lineage: Eukaryota; Viridiplantae; Streptophyta; Zygnematophyceae; Desmidiales; Closteriaceae
Source: the annotation of a GenBank genome assembly
AUGGCAGCAUCGUGUACCGCCACGUGGAGGUCUCUUCCAUCCACUCUGCAACCCUUCCUCCAUCUCUCCUUCUUCUCAAUCUCCCCCCACCCCCCCCAACUCGCUCUUCCCCAUACCCCCCGGCAGGGCGGAGACAUCAUCCUCCAGGGCGGAGACAUCAUUCAUCAGGUCUCCUCCUUCCACUCCGCCCCUCUCUCCGCCCUCUCGUGGUCCUCCCUGCACCUCUCCCCCUCCUCCACCACUGCUCCUCCCAAUGCCAGUCCUGCUCCCACCGCCACUGCCACCAGCACCUCCCUUCCUCUCUCCCCUUCCUCCCUCCUCGCCAACCUCCCCUCCCUCUCCCCCCUCUCCUCCUCCUCCUCCACCGCCAAGCUCCCCCCCUCCGCCCCCUCCCCGCCUUUCCCCCAUGGCCCCUACCACGACCUCACUCAUAUCUACCUCCCCCGGACUCCACCCGCCUCUUCCCUUCCCUCGGCCUCCUACCUCUCCAUGCCUGCUGACUCAGUUGCUGACGUGGACGGGGCCCGCGCGCCCGAGGAUGAGCGGUGGUGGAUGCACAUGCCUGCUGGCAAGGGGAGAGGGGGAGGGGGAGAGGGAGGGGGUGGAGGGGGAGGGGGAGGGGGGGAGGGAGAGGGAGGGGAGGAGGAGAGGAGUAUGCUGUGUGUGUUAGUGAGUGUGGAUGUGGUGGGGUGUGUGGUGGUGAGCGCGUUUGGCAUCUUCCCACUCAUCAAGCUG